Molecule: messenger RNA, 1185 nt
Organism: Lodderomyces jiufengensis
Lineage: Eukaryota; Fungi; Ascomycota; Pichiomycetes; Serinales; Debaryomycetaceae
Product: ribosome dissociation factor
Exons: 1
Coding region: 1-1185 (394 amino acids)
Biological process (GO): nuclear-transcribed mRNA catabolic process, no-go decay; RNA surveillance; nuclear-transcribed mRNA catabolic process, non-stop decay
Cellular component (GO): cytoplasm
Source: RefSeq, a predicted model, not a curated record
AUGCAAGUUAAAAAUAAAGUAAAAUUAAAAGAUAAAAACGUUGCUGUCACUUUAAUACCCGAAGAUUCAGAAGAUUUAUGGUACUUAUACAAUUUAAUAAAAAAGGGAGAUACAGUACAAUUAUUAACUCAUCGUAAUGUUAAAAAGGGUAAUCAAAAUCAAAUAACUAAAGGAAAAUCCAAAAUGGAGAAAAUUUUAGUAAAAUUAAGAUUAUUAGUAGAAGAUAUUGAUUAUAUAGCUAGUGAUUUAACAAUGAGAAUUAAUGGGAAAUCAUUAUUACAACAAGAAUUUAUACCAUUAAAUAGUUAUCAUACAGCAGAAAUUGAAUUAAAUAAAGAAGUAAGUAUAGUUAAAUCAAGUUGGGAUGAAUAUGAUAUGACAUUACUAGAUGAAUUAUGUUCAAUUGAGAAAAAAGCUGAUAUAGGAGCAGUUAUAUUUCAGGAGGGAGUAGCUCAUUUAUGUUAUGUUACUGAACAAAUGACAGUAUUACAAUCUAAAAUUGAAAAAUCAAUACCGAGAAAAAAUAAAGACUAUGGAACAAAAGAACUAGAUAAAGCAUUAAAUUCAUUUUAUAAUAUGAUAAUCCAAGGAAUUAUUCGACAUUUUGAUUUCAAUAAAUUAAAAGUUAUUAUAUUAGCAUCACCUGGAUUUUUAGCUAAAACUUUAUAUGAAAAAUUAAUUCAAGAAUGUACAAAUAUGCAAAAUUCAUCAUCAACUAAAGAUACAAAGGUUUUCCAAUCAAUAUUAAAUAAUAAAAACAAAAUAUUAGUAACUCAUUCAUCAACUGGUUAUUUACAAGGAUUAGAAGAAAUACUAAAAGAUCAACAACUGUCUAAAAAAUUAGCAGAUACAAAAUUCUUAGAAGAAAGUCAAGCAUUAACUAAAUUUCAAAAAGCUCUUAAUGAUGAUGAUGAUAGAGCAUGGUAUGGUAAAGAAGAAAUCAUAAAGGCAUUAAAUAUGGAUGCUAUAAGAUAUUUAAUGAUAUCUGAUGAAUUAUUUAGAUCAGAUGAUAUUGAAACUAGAAGAGAAUAUAUUAAUCUUGUAGAACAAGCUAAAAAUAUGGGUUCAAAAGUUUAUAUUUUUUCAAGUUUACAUGAACUGGGUAUACAAUUAAAUCAAUUAACUGGUAUUGCUGCUUUAUUAAAAUAUCCAGUACCUGAUUUAGAUGAUUCUGAUGAAGAAUAA